This is a messenger RNA of Peromyscus californicus insignis, 3911 nucleotides long. Its product is annotated as probable splicing factor YJU2B. Bases 1255 to 3246 code for a protein of 663 amino acids. Gene Ontology annotation, molecular function: S-methyl-5-thioribose-1-phosphate isomerase activity. The transcript has 13 exons. Gene Ontology annotation, biological process: mRNA splicing, via spliceosome. The record is from RefSeq and is a predicted model, not a curated record. Gene Ontology annotation, cellular component: U2-type spliceosomal complex; post-mRNA release spliceosomal complex. Lineage: Eukaryota; Metazoa; Chordata; Mammalia; Rodentia; Cricetidae.
ACUUACUUAUUUUGCAGUGCUGGGGAUGGAACCCAGGAUCUUCUGCAUGCUAAGCAAGCACUGUCCCCAUGAGCUAGAUCCCUAAACUGUUUUAGUUUUAUUUUGACAUUGCCCAGUAUAUUGCCCGUGCUGGUCUUCAAUUUGGACUCCUCCUAUCUCAAUCCUGUUAUCCUUAGUAGCUGGGGUUAUAAGAAUUACACCUGGCUCCAAGAAGUGACUUUAGAUUGGGUGAUUGGAUGAGGCCUCUGGCAUUCAAGAGAAACAACAAAAACUACAUCUUUGGACCUAGGGCUAGGCCAGUGCUCGGGCCAGUGCUUAGAGUCCUCCAGUUAGGGAGGAGGGCUGUGGCUCAGUAGUGGAGCCCCUGCUUAGAAUCCUCCAGUUAGGGAGGAGGGCUGUGGCUCAGUAGUGGAGCCCCUGCCUAGAAUCCCCCAGUGAGGGGCAGGGAAGUGGGUCAGUGGUAGAGUGCUGUCUUGGCCUUUGGGAGGCUCUGAGUCCAUCCCAGCAGUUCAGGAACAGUUUGGUUGCCUUGGCCUUUGCGACAGCCAGGAACAGAGAGAAGAGAGGGGUGAGCGACCUCCCAAGGCUGGGAGGCAGUAGGGCCUGUAGGUUUGAUUAUAAACUAGACUGGGAGCCUCUGGAGGCCAGGGCAUCAUGACACAGUAGCACAUACUAUGAGAGACCCCUGCUGGGCCUGGGAGACUGUUCAUGACUUUCUACCAAGCUUACAGUCUGAGUUUGCUGAAAACUUGAAGUGGGAAAAGAGAGAACUGACUCCUACAAGUUGUCCUCUGACAUGCUUAACAUGCCAUGUACAUACACAUACAGGCACAUAAAAUAAAUAAUUUAGGAUGUAAAUUGAAAAGGAGCCCCUUGCAGCUUCUGCAUCAGGAGCAGGGCAGGCAGUAGGAAUGGAGGCCUGGGUUAGGACACAGACCACCAUCCCUGCUUGGUCACACCAGCAUAGAGUCUGGAGCCACAUGGUUCUCUUACUGCCUUUCUACCUGUCUCCCUCCAGGCUGUCCUUGGAUGCCCGUGUACCCUGUGGAGGCUCAAUGCCAGGUCAUAACUCAGCCACUGUGAACUUCAGGACAUAGGAAGAGCCGAGCCAGACCACCACACAGCCACAUCUUUACAGGGCAGCUUGUGGCCUCUGCAGCUCCACAGGAGGAUACACCCCACCCCUGCAUGCAUUGACCAGGCCACUUUCCCAGUUACAGCCUUGUUCGUGACGACCUGUAGGCAGCUCCCAAGAUGGGUGAAAGGAAAGGCCAAAACAAGUACUAUCCCCCAGACUUCAACCCCGAGAAGCAUGGCUCUCUCAACCGAUACCACAACAGCCACCCCCUUCGAGAACGGGCUCGGAAGCUGUCACAAGGCAUCCUUGUCAUUCGGUUUGAAAUGCCAUACAACAUCUGGUGUGAUGGCUGCAAGAACCACAUCGGCAUGGGUGUGCGCUACAAUGCAGAAAAGAAGAAGGUUGGCAAUUACUACACAACUCCAAUCUACAGGUUCCGGAUGAAAUGCCACCUUUGUGUCAACUACAUCGAGAUGCAAACAGACCCUGCGAACUGUGACUAUGUCAUCGUGAGUGGUGCCAGUCGCAAGGAGGAGCGUUGGGAUAUGGAAGACAAUGAGCAGGUGCUGACCACAGAGCAUGAGAAGAAAGAGAAACUGGAGACAGACGCCAUGUUCCGCCUGGAGCAUGGCGAGGCUGACCGUAGCACACUGAAGAAGGCCCUCCCCACGCUCAGUCACAUCCAGGAGGCACAGAACGUCUGGAAGGAUGACUUCGCUCUGAAUAGCAUGCUCCGCAGGCACUUUCGGGAAAAGAAGAAAGCCAUGCAGGAGGAGGAAGAGAAGGACCAGGCACUGCAGGCGAAGGCCAGCCUAGCCAUCCCUCUCGUGCCAGAGUCAGAGGACGACCGGAGGCUGGCCGCCCUGCUAAGGUUGCACACGCUGGACUGUCUCGGCAAAAACGACCCCAUCACCGACUACCUUAGCGUUCCCAACUUGGCGCUGCGACACCGGAAGAAGCCAAUCGCUGCGUGCGUGCAUGCGCAGGCGCCUGCACCAGGACGCGGCUCCGCCCCUCAGCCUGACCCGGCUGCUGCAGUGUAUCCCAGCGCGCCAGGCACCAUGCGUCUGGAAGCCAUCCGUUACUCGCCGGGCUCGCUGCAAAUCCUCGACCAGCUGCAGCUGCCUGAGCACUGCCGCUACGAGGCACUGGGUUCGGUGCAGCAGGCCGGGGAGGCCAUCCGCGCCAUGAAGGUGCGCGGCGCCCCCGCCAUCGCGCUGGUGGGCUGCCUCAGCCUGGCGGUGGAGCUGCGGGCGGGCGCCGGCGGUCCCGGGCUUGCCGCUCUGGUGGCCUUCGUGCAAGACCAGCUGCGCCUCCUCGUCGCCGCCAGACCCACCGCUGUCAACAUGGCCCGUGCCGCCCGCGAUCUGGCUCGCGUGGCAGCUCGGGAGGCGGAGCAGGAGGGUGCCACCGAGGAGACCUUGCGGGAAAGAGUAAUCAGCUUUGCUGAAGAUAUGUUGGAGAAGGACCUCAGAGAUAACCGGAACAUCGGGGACUUGGGAGCCCGCCACCUCCUGGAGCAGACCAGCCCCAGGGGUGGCAAGGUGACCGUGCUAACCCACUGUAACACUGGCGCUCUGGCCACUGCUGGCUAUGGUACAGCCCUAGGUGUGAUCCGCUCCCUGCACAAGAUGGGCCGAUUGGAGCAUACCUUCUGCACAGAGACCCGGCCCUACAACCAGGGAGCCCGGCUGACGGCCUUCGAGUUGGUCUAUGAGCAGAUUCCUGCUACUCUCAUCACUGACAGCAUGGCAGCCGCUGCCAUGGCCCACCAGGGUGUGUCAGCUGUGGUAGUCGGAGCUGACCGGGUCGUCGCCAACGGAGACACAGCCAACAAAAUAGGCACGUACCAGCUGGCCAUUGUCGCCAAGCACCACGGUAUCCCCUUCUACGUGGCUGCCCCCAGCUCAUCCUGUGACCUCCAUCUGGAGACUGGCAGGGAGAUUGUCAUAGAGGAACGCCCUAGCCAGGAGCUGACUGACGUGAAUGGAGUCAGAAUUGCGGCCCAGGGAAUCCGGGUUUGGAAUCCUGCCUUUGAUGUCACCCCCCACGAACUCAUCACCGGUGGCAUCAUCACUGAGCUGGGUGUCUUUGCCCCUGAGGAGCUCCGAGCAGCCCUAAGUGCCUCCAUCUUAGAGGGACAGACCCUAGAUAGUCCCCAGAUGUGACUAGCAGGCUCUCCCCAACCUGCUCUGGUUCCUCUGGUUUUAUAAUAAAGUUCUCAAAUGGCUACCCAAAAGCUCAUCCUCACCCAUACCCCCUCUUCCAGCUGCUGAAGCAGACUGGAUUUACCAGGCUCUGCAGAGUCCCAGCAUCUACAACAAAGCUGCCCAAGUUCACAUUCCAGCUCCUCCUGUGUAUGACCAUGCAUGGGGUACAAAACCAAGUGUGGGGAUACAUACCUGUAAUCCCAGCUCCUGGGAGGCUUUCUUUGGGUUUUAGGCUACCCUGGGCUACAGAUUGAAAAAAACAAACAGGAACAUAGGGAUAAUGAGGAUGGUCUUAGCUGCCUUUGAAGUAUUUGGGCUUUUUUCAAGACAGGAUUUUUUUUUUUUUAUGUUUUAUAAAAUCUUUAUUGACAAAUAAUUCACAUAGUAUACAAUUUGUCUGUUUGUACAAUUUGAUAGACUUUAGUCCAGCAUCCUCAUAGGCCCAUGACACCAUCACCACUUUCUAUUUUAGAACAUCGCUAUCUUCAAUUUCAUACACACAUAUAAUGUAUGGUAAUUACAUUCCAUCUAAUCUUUUUAAAUGAACAUAAUAUCUGCAAUUGUAACCAUUUUUUUAAGUUCACAUUUCAGUGGCAUGAAUUACAUUCAAGAUAUUAAUUACA